This is a messenger RNA of Symbiodinium pilosum, 246 nucleotides long. Lineage: Eukaryota; Dinophyceae; Suessiales; Symbiodiniaceae. The record is from the annotation of a GenBank genome assembly.
AUGACAUCGUUGCGCCGAGCUUUGCAGAAUGCCCUGCCUCUUGCAGAACAUGCAUGCGGCUCAGAUACUCUAAGGUUUUUCGGCUCACAGGAGGCUCACAGGAAGGCUGCUUCUCCAGAAACCCCGCUGAUGCACUACAAAGCCACACAGCAGGCCACCAGUUCCAUCAACCACCGCAUCUUCUAUGUUAACGUGGUGGCUAUGGUGCUUGUGUACGACCUUGGAUCAUCAAUGCUGGACUUCUGA